Molecule: messenger RNA, 2046 nt
Organism: Ilex paraguariensis (yerba mate)
Lineage: Eukaryota; Viridiplantae; Streptophyta; Magnoliopsida; Aquifoliales; Aquifoliaceae
Source: the annotation of a GenBank genome assembly
AUGCGCCAUAGAAAUUAAGAGUGGUUGGUAGCGACUGACUGAGAAUUACUGUAUUCAACAAGAAAAAGGGGGAGGGUGACGAUUAGUGCACGUUACUCUCUCUCUCUCUCGGAUAUACAAUUUCUACCCAAAGAGAUCUGAAGUUGGUCUAUGUUACCACUUCCCUCAGAUUUCACUUAUAUAUACUAACCUCUCUGCCACCAACCUUGUUCAGCGUGCCGUCGAUCGUCAAACCCCAUCUCUCUCCUUUUUUUUGUUUUUUGUUUUUUUCUUCUUUCAAUUAAAUGGCUCUACCUUUACUACCCAUCUCAAUAAUCCUCAUCUUCCUUGCCUACAAGCUCUAUCAACGGCUCAGAUUCAAGCUCCCACCAGGGCCUAGUCCGUUGCCGGUCGUCGGAAACCUUUACGACGUCAAACCGGUGAGGUUCCGGUGCUUCGCCGAGUGGGCCCAAGUCUAUGGUCCCAUUUUCUCCGUAUACUUUGGUUCACAGUUGAACAUAGUGGUGAAUAACUCAGAGUUGGCUAAGGAAGUACUGAAGGAAAAUGAUCAGCAGUUGGCAGAUAGGUACAGGACUAGGUCUUCUGCUAAGUUUAGCAGAGAUGGGAAAGAUCUGAUAUGGGCUGAUUAUGGACCUCACUAUGUCAAGGUUAGGAAAGUUUGUAAUAUUGAGCUGUUCUCUCCCAAGAGACUUGAAUCUCUUAGACCCAUUAGAGAAGACGAAGUUUCUGCCAUGGUUGAGUCCAUUUUCAAAGACAGCACCAAUCCCGAUAAUGGCGGAAAGGGCUUGAUGAUGAGGAACUAUCUGGGAUCAGUAGCAUUCAACAACAUAACAAGACUGACGUUUGGGAAGCGGUUUAUGAAUUCAGAAGGUGUGAUUGAUGAGCAAGGACAGGAAUUCAAGGGAAUCGUUUCCAACGGAAUCAAGAUCGGUGCAAAACUCUCAAUGGCAGAGCAUAUCCCUUGGCUUCGUUGGAUGUUCAUAGUCGAGAACGACACGCUUGCCCAGCACGCAGCUCGUCGGGAUCGGCUCACGAGAAUUAUCAUGGAAGAGCACACUCUUGCACGGAACAAGAGUGGUGGUGCCAAGCAGCAUUUUGUUGAUGCUUUGCUCACUCUUCAGAAGCAGUAUGACCUCAGUGACGACACCGUUAUUGGCCUCCUUUGGGACAUGAUAACUGCAGGCAUGGACACAACCACCAUCUCAGUGGAGUGGGCAAUGGGGGAGUUGGUGAAGAACCCAAGGGUGCAACAAAAGGCUCAAGAGGAACUCGAUCGAGUCAUCGGAACGGAUCGUGUCAUGUCCGAAACGGACUUCUCCAACCUUCCUUAUCUCCAAUGUGUAGCCAAGGAAGCACUACGUCUCCACCCACCAACCCCAUUAAUGCUCCCCCACAAGGCCAAUGCCAACGUUAAGAUUGGUGGGUACGACAUCCCCAAAGAAUCGAUCGUCCACGUUAAUGUGUGGGCCAUCGCUCGCGAUCCAAAGGUCUGGAAAAAUCCUCUCGAGUUUCGACCCGAGAGGUUUUUGGAGGAAGAUGUUGACAUGAAGGGGCAUGAUUAUAGGCUGCUGCCUUUCGGUGCUGGAAGGAGAGUCUGUCCUGGGGCUCAACUUGCCAUCAACUUGGUGACAUCAAUGCUGGGGCAUCUACUGCAUCAUUUCUCAUGGGAACCACCGCAGGGGGUUAAGCCAGAAGACAUUGACAUGGUUGAGAACCCUGGAACGGUCACAUACAUGAGGAGCCCACUUCAAGCUGUGGCUAAGCCGAGGUUGCCAGCACACUUGUACAAACGUGUGGCUGUGGACAUUUGAACUGUUUUCCUUGGUUUCCUGUGUUUUGUUUUUCGUUGUUGCCAUGAAUAUUAAUCUUCCUGGUUAUUUAUUAUUUAGAAGUCUUGAUGUGAUUGUAACGUGAUGAGAAAUGGACGGAUGAAUGGAAAGGCUUACGCAAGGUUUGGUAUUCGAACAUUAUUAGAAUACAAGAGUGAGUGAUUUUGAUGUAACUUUUACUAUAAUCUCUUUUUUUUAAGUAAUGCUUUCAUUAUUG